AUGAGCCGCGGCCGCAACUUCUUCCGCGCCAUGGUCCGCGCCCCGCCGACCGGAAGCCGCUCCACCGCCGCCGCCGGAAGCGGCCGGUGUCCCGCGCAAAGGCGUCCGGGCUCGGCCGGAAGCCAAUUGGAGGCCGGGCCGGCCAUGUCUCGGACGGAUGCGGGGAGGGCGGGGAGCUCGCGCCGGGGCGGGUGUCUGCGGCGUCCCCCGACAUGGGAGGUCUCGGACUCGGACGCCGAGGGCCCCGCGGGCGCGGAGGAGGGUGCGAGGGUGCCCGGCCCGGCGGAGGAGCGCAGGGCGGCGGCCAAGGCGCUGCGGCCCGAGCAGGCCCUGCGGCGCGUGGCGGUGCGCGUGGACCCAGCCGUUCUGGAAGAUGCUGGUGCUGGCAUCCUGCUGGAAGCCCUGAGCACUCUGGGCUGUGAGUACCAAGUGGAAACCCAGCGCCUGGCCCGGAGCCUCAGGUGGACCAGAGCAAAGCCGGAUUCUUGCCCCCGCACCGUGCCAUCUGAGGCGUGGGACGCAGGUGAACAGGAUUUCCUGCUGCUCCUGGAGCCGGAGGAGUUUCUGCAGGGCGUCAACCAGCUGACCCAGACCUGUGGCCCACCCUGCUCGGUACCGUGGAUCUCUCCUGAGGGCUCCGCCAGCCCCCACAUAGCCGUCAUUGGGCUGGAUGCCUACCUGAGGUCUCACCAGCCCGGCAACAUCCACGAGACGAGGCAGCCGGAGACUGCAGCAGUGGCCCGUACGGCAGUGGCACUCAGCUGGCCCAGGGUGGAGGAGGCCCUGGUGCUCCUGCAGCUCUGGGCACACCUGGAUGUGCUGCUGGUGGCCUCCUGGCAGGAGCUGAGUCAGCACGUGUGCGCGUUCACCAAGGCCUUUGCACAGCGCCCCCUCAAGUGCGUGACCACCACCCUGACUGGUGGCUGCAGCCGGGAGGGGGGACAAGAGUGCCUGGAGAGGCAGUACCGGGAGUCCCGUGCCUUUUCCUUCUGUGUGGCUGGACGCUGGGCAGGGGGUGAGCGAGUGGCAAGAGAUGGCACAGGGCUUCGGGGGGUCUGGUGGCGGCAGAUCAGGCAGUUCAACCGGGUCAGCCCAGCCGUGGCCGAUGCUGUUGUCACCGCCUUCCCCUCCCCCCGCCUUCUGCAGCAGGCCUACAGGACCUGCAACACAGAGCAGGAGCGCACGGCCCUCCUGGCUGACCUCCCCGUGAAGACGGGCGAUGGUGCGCGGCCCCGCAGGGUGGGCCCUGACCUUGCCCGCCGCAUCUGCCUCUUCUUGACCACGACCAGUCCUGAGCUCCUGCUGGACCUGGGCUCCUGACCACGUCCGCAGGACCAGAAGGGGGUACACCGCCUGCCCUGCCUAGCGGGUUAACUGGAAACUACCACAGGCCGAGGGAAGGGAACAGCGCUGCAUGUGGGGGAUGGGAGGGUGGAAUGCUCAGUCAGGUCUGGCCCCCUGGCCCCGAGGGGGUGGUGCCGGGAGGAGCAGGAGAUGACGCUCUUGCCAGGAGCUGCCACGCUGGCUGGAGAGGGUGGCGGUGAGGUUCCCCUGCCCUGGGUCCUGUCCACGGCGGCUACGGGCCUGGUGCCCCAGCGGAAUGGUCAGGAAGGGGAAGAAGCGGUAAGAGGGGGUCUUGCGGGAGGAAACACAGCCAGGCUGUCUCCUGGAAAGCACCGUAACGCAGCUGGACCUGAUAAGGAAAGAGCCCCAGGCCUCGUCCCACCACCACCGCGAGGCGUUGCCCAAACGCCGAGUUUAUUAGGGUCAUUUCAGCCUGGGACGGGAGAAACAGCAGCUGACGACAUGCAAAAGGCAAGUUAAGAAAGAGCCCCGGCUGGCGGCAGCCGCGGUGCCGCCUCUGACGUGUGUCCUCCGCAGCCCACAACAGCCGCCCGGGCCCGCAGUCAGUCCCAAAGAGCCAGGACGGCUGCCCCCACACCCAGCGCAGGAAGCAGGUGCCCUUGGACGGUUCUGCUUUCAGGAGCGCAGGGCCUGUCCCAGCCUCGGGUGGCAGAGGGACGGACCUCAGCUCCGUCCUGUCUGCUGCCCUGGAGCGUGGCCCAAAAGGGAGGGACGGAGAACGCGCCACCUCGGCCCGGAAAAGCAGUUUUCGUUGGAAGACAAGUUAGGUCCGUCGGCAGCGCUUCCUCUGGCAGCGCCGGGUCUCAGGGCCGCCGGGAUCGGCCAUGGCCUUGGGCGAGGGCGCGGGGGGCUUGUGGCGGCCACAGCUCAUGCUCAGGACCCAGCCCAGCUUGUGGCGCAGCACCUGCUUCAGGCCCGGCGGCAGGGGCAGACCCUCCAGCGUGUCCCCGGAGUCGGGCCGCAGCUGGCGCAGGCGGUAGCAGCACAGGAACUGCAGGGACGUGACGCUGGCGCACGAGCGGAUCACCUUCAUGCUGCUCUUGGCCGCGGUGGAGCACACCAUCGGGUAGAACUUCUUGUUCUGCAGCUUGGUGGCCGCCACGCCUGCGGGAGCAGGGAGCAUAGCCUGAGCUCUGGCCCCCUGUGGGGGCUGCGUGGCCCCCGACGGCAUCCGAGGACACGGACAUCCCUGACGACUCUCGCGCCGGGGAUCCCGGCGCCUCAGGCUUCUGUGAGGACAGCCCCUUGGGGAGCCUGGGGUGCUUGGUCUGGGGCUCCAGCUGCCGGCCCCGGGGGCCCGGGCCCAGCCACCCUCACCUAUGCACUUCCUGUUCUUGAAGAAGGUCAGCGUGCCGUGCCAGGUGUCCAGGUGCACACCAAUGAUGGAGCCCUGGCCGAAUCUCGACGAGAAGCUCAUCUUGUCGCCCUUGUGGUGGAGGAGCCCUGGGGGGCGGGGGGCGGUGCGGAGGGGUGAGCCAUGCCGCCCCGGCCUCCCGCCCGCCCCACCGGCCGCAGUGCCCCGCGCACCCGUAUAGGAGAGGCCCCAGCUGUCCUCGUCCCUGCCGAGCAGGCUGCAGAAUGUGUGAUGAUACUUGUCCAGAUCCACGUCUGAUGUCCCAAUGCCCACCAUCUGGGGAGAGCAGGGCGGGCACAGGGGGUCAAGGGCCUGCCAAGGCCCGCCAGCUGGGGAGGUGGGGGGCGGGCCUGGGCCGUGGAGGCACUCCUGCCCCCCGCCCCCCAGCUGCUUACCAUGUCGGUGCCAUAGACGGGAGAGGUCAUCUUGAUCUCCCAGAAAUGCUGGCCCUCCCCCAGCUCCUUGGUGCCCCGGAUGGCCGCCGUGCCGCAGCUGUACUCCGUGUGGAAGUUGACCUUGCGGUUGUCACAGCUCAGCAGAGUGGCUGAAGACUUAUUCAGGUCAUCCCACACCCAGUCAAAAUCUGCGAAGGGGGAGGCCAGAGGCCAGGGCUGGAGGGCAGGCUGGCCCCGGGCUCCUCCCCGCCCCCCCCCCCCAGGGGCCCCCAGGCACUCACGCUCAUCUUCCUCGCCGCAGCGACAGUCCUUGCCCCGGUGUGCUGUGUGCAGGCUGUUGCAGAAGGUGGCCUCACUCGGACUGUCACAGUCACAGAAGGACUCCCCGGUCACGGGCACGGCACUGGGGAUGGGUGGCGGCAGGGCUGAGGACUCGGGGUCCGAGUCAGAGUCACUGUGCUGGGAGGGAAAGACUGGUUGCUUGGGUGUGGGGCACCGCUGCCCACUGUCCCUAGGCCCGCGGGUCAGCCGCUCUAAUGGCCCAGGAAGGGACCCGGGGAUUUGGCCCCAGAGGGCUUCCCGGGUCUCCCACACACGCACUGCCCACCCUUGCCAGUGCCACCCACGGUGACCUUGGACAGCUCCGGCCUCCUGGCAGUGGCUUCAAGGGCUCCACCCUGUUUCCGCACAGCCAGGGGCACUGGACUUCCAGCUGAUGUUGAGCCACCGGGGGCCGCCUGCCCACUCCAUCGCUCCUCGUUCUCUAUGCAGCUUCCAGGCUGAGGAUACGCCGCAGCCCCACCCGAGGGCAGCCGGAAGCAAGAGAGCCCCAGGGCGAGGGCCAUGCCAACCCCACGAAGGCCAUGCCCUCGGGCAACAGCCGGACUCCAGCAGGUGCCCCUCGCCGCGGCAGUGCCCGUGCACCCUAUCCACGUGGUGGGGCACCCUGGAGCCCCGUGGCCCCAUGCCACUUCUACAGUAGGAAAACACUGAGUGGAGACUUGGUCUUCUGCCUGAGGGGCCCAGUCGUCAGGGCACGUGUUCCAAGUCUUGAAGGCCUAAUGGUGACCCAGACCCAGAUCCUUCUUGCAGGCCAGUUAGGGACGCUUUCUGUGCACAGGAGCUGUUCCUGUUCUAAAGACACAGGCCUUUCUGGACACCUGCCUUAGCUGUGGACUCCAGGCCAACCAGCAAGGGGCUGGAGUCCUGGUCCGGCCCCACCCUCCAACUCCCUUUCCUGGCCUCUGGGCCCUCCUCUCGCUCCCUGAAAUGCCCUCCGCGCAGCAGGCCGGCAGCCCCUGCUCAGACCCGGGCUGGGCCUGCCACACCUCAGCAAGCCACUGCUCUGAGCGAAGGCCCACAGCCUCCAUCGGAGCCCACCAGGCAGCCUCCCAACUCCCCACAGGCCUGUCCACUUUCUCCCACAGGGUGAGGGUGGUCCGCCUUUAGACCGCAGGUUCCGUGUGUCACUUCAGAGAGGCUCUUCCGGCCCCUCCAGCCCCUGCUGUGCUCCCCGUCCCGCAGAUCUCUCUCCUCCCUUCUCCCACCGGAGUGGAAGCCCCUCGAGAGAACCCGGUCCUUGUCUCUUUUCUGUUACAGUUGGGGCCACGGGGCUGUCACCCAGAAGCCGUGUGGCAGAGACCAAGCGAAGAGAAUGGGAAGUUUCAGUCACAGACCGAUGCCAAAGGGAUACAGGAAGGAGACCCCAAGCACCCCACUACCAUGGAAUGCUGAUCCCCAAAAGCCAAGGCAGACUGGCUCUACUGGCCAGGGGCGGACCCUAGCCCCCUUCCCACUCGGUCAGCAGCCAGGGUCACAGAACGAGGAAGGGAGAGGCAUGUUCGUCCUUCAGAGGUUCUCAGGGUGACCGGCCCACCCACACAAUCCAGUACUCCAGGUCCAGCAGGUGACAGAUGAGCAGCAAAUGCGUGUCAGAUGCUGUGACCCGGCUCCUGAACACCUCCCGCAUCUCCCAGUGAUGAGCUGGUAAAGGCAGGGACUGGCAGAACAGACUGCUCUGGGUCACGUGGUCCAGGGGAGCCAGAGGCAGGACAGGAAUGCAGGCCUCUGGCCUCUUGCUGGCUGGGGCAGGGAGGCCCUAGGAAGGGGCUGCCGCCCCAACUCAGAACUGCAGCCUCCAGGUCUGGAGGUUCCAUGGGGCUCGGCCACACUCACUCUAGAAGAGAUGCAACCCCUUCCUCCCAGAACACCUGGCUGCGCAGGGGCAAAAGGCUGGGUGGCUGUGACAUGGCAGACGUGAGUCACCCAAGGAUCAUCCCUGCAGGCAGCCAGAGGGGACUCGGGGCAGAACCAAACCCCUGCCUGGGUCGAGGAGACUCAGGAAGCCCUCCACGGUGCCCACCCAGCCAACAGGCACAAUGGCCAAGCAGCCCUGCCGCCCCAUCCUGGCCCGGCUGCGGCUGGCAUGGUGAGACUUGGGUGCGUCAGGCACUCUGCACCCCAGUCAAGCCACUCUGGACAGCUCCUGGCUCCUGGCCUUCCCGGAGCUCUGGAGUUGCCAACGGAGGAAAGGUGCUGCAACUUUGGCUUCCAAGAAUUGGAAGUCUUCCUACACACACGUGUGCAUACGCAUAAACGUCAAAUGCACAUCUGUCCAGGCAAGAGCACGCGCGUUCGGUUAACGAUAGCUACCUUUGGAAAACGGUCAGGUGAGUGGAACAGAGAAGCUUUUGUUGAAUAAACUGACAGAAAAUGGAAAGCACAGAGAAGGAUACAGCAUCUGCCCUGGGUCCUGUCACCCCGGGACCGGUGGGUCCUCAACCGAGAUAAACUGCCUGGGUGAGCAUAGAGCACCCCAGAGGCAGGAGGGCCCGUCCUCUGCCCUCGGGCGCAUCUUCAUCUUUCAGUCUGGGCUCAGGCAGUGCCCGUCCUGGGCGUCUAAACCCUUCGGUCCAGCCAUGUCCACCUCCCCCGCUAGGACCUACCUGCCCAUCUGAGUCGUAGCCCCAGUUAGCGCUCCCCGCCAGAGCCACGGCCCGGGCAUCCGCAUCUCGGCGGGCUGCACUCAGGACGAAAUGCCAAGCUGUGCUGCUGCGAGGACGCCUGGCCAUGGUGGACAGGAUCUGGAAGAAAACCCAGGUUCUGAGCCAAGAAGAUCUGUGGCACCAACUCCCACACUCCGUCCUCAGCCGGCGGUGCCAGGCCCAUCUCAAGGUGGCUGCUCUUAGGAGCCACGUGUGUGCCCAGCCAGGGCUCUGGAACUCUUCCUGACCUCACACCUCCCUCCAGCGUGCAAGCACCUUGAUAAAAGCCAGACAGAGAGCAUAGAACACCAUCCAGACACCCAUGACUCCCAUGUGUGGAUUUCAGCCCCUCUCUGAGCUCAGUCUACUGAGCCCAGCUGUCCUGCCUGCGUGUCCCUCAGGCAUCUCAAACCUUGUCUGGCUCCUCCUCUGUUGCCCAGUUUGACAAAUGGCAUCUCCAACCGCCCAGUUCCUCAUGCCAGACCCACCGCAGUCAUCCUGAACACCCCUUUCCUUCCUUGGGCGGUAGCCUAACAGCGUCACAGCACCUCCAAGGCGUGGCCUGAACACCUCUCCAUCCCUGCGGUCCCCGACUUCCCAAGCACAGCUCACCUUCCUUCUGGCUCCUCCCACUUCACUCAUUACAACCAAGGUUGUGUUCGGAAACACAAAUCUUAAAAAUUAAACAACCCUUAAAAAGCC
Molecule: messenger RNA, 6800 nt
Organism: Felis catus (domestic cat)
Lineage: Eukaryota; Metazoa; Chordata; Mammalia; Carnivora; Felidae
Gene: EME2
Product: essential meiotic structure-specific endonuclease subunit 2
Exons: 8
Coding region: 1-1320 (439 amino acids)
Biological process (GO): mitotic intra-S DNA damage checkpoint signaling; replication fork processing; resolution of meiotic recombination intermediates
Cellular component (GO): nucleus; Holliday junction resolvase complex
Molecular function (GO): DNA binding; nuclease activity
Source: RefSeq, a predicted model, not a curated record